AUGAAGGACAUGAACAAUCUUACUGAACCCGAAACUACUCCAUUGGAUGCGUUACCCAGUCAUCGCCCUGGUCGCCGCCCUGGUCGCCCUGGAUAUUAUUCCAAAUUCCAAUGCAACCUUGGAGACGCCCAGCAUGCUCAGCCAGAAUUCGAAGUUCAGCCAGAUUCUGGGAAAACGAUCAACAUCGUCCAUGCUCGGUGA
This is a messenger RNA of Botrytis porri, 201 nucleotides long. RefSeq lists its product as uncharacterized. The transcript is spliced from 2 exons. The record is from RefSeq and is a predicted model, not a curated record. NCBI's taxonomy places the organism in Eukaryota, Fungi, Ascomycota, Leotiomycetes, Helotiales, Sclerotiniaceae. Bases 1 to 201 code for a protein of 66 amino acids.